AUGGCGCUGCCGCUGCUCCCGCGCACGGUCGGCCUGAUGCGGCUGCUGCUGGUGGUCGGCUGCUUCCUGGCGCUGGUCCCGCCCGCGGUCGAGCCCGUCUGCCCGGAGCCGUGCGACUGCCAGCAGCAGCAGCACGUUCUGUGCACCAACCGGGGGCUGCGGGCAGUGCCCAAGGCCGCCGAGCCGCAGGACAUCCUCACCUACAGCCUGGGCGGCAACUUCAUCGCCAACAUCUCCGCCUUCGACUUCCACCGCUUGGUGGCGCUGCAGCGCCUGGACUUGCAGUACAACCGGAUCCGCACGCUGCACCCGAAGUCGUUCGAACGCCUGGGCCGCCUCGAGGAGCUCUACCUGGGCAACAACCUUUUGGCCGCCUUGGCGCCGGGCACCCUCCGCCCGCUGGCCAAGCUGCGGAUCCUCUACGUCAACGCCAAUGAGAUCAGUUACCUGACCGCAGCCUCCUUUGCCGGCCUGGGCAGCCUGGUCAAGCUGCGGCUGGACGGCAAUGCCUUGGGCGCACUGGGCGAUGCCACCUUCUCAGGGUUGACCAACUUGCUGUAUUUGCACCUGGAAGCCAACCGCAUCCGCUGGCUGAGCCGCAACGCUUUUGCUGGGCUGGGCAAACUGCGCUUCCUUGACUUGUCCGGGAAUCAGCAGGACUUGUUGCGCCACCCAGACACCUUCAGGCCCAUGCGCUUGCUGAACACCCUCCUUCUCUCCGGGAACAACCUGCAGCAGCUGGGGAAAGGGCUCUUCCAGCACUUGUCGAGCUUGGCCAAGCUGUCGCUGAGCGGCAACCGCUUGGCGGUGCUGGCACCGGAGGCCUUCGCUGGCCUGGGGGCCCUCAAGGAGUUGCGUCUCGAGAGGAACCUGCUGAGUCAGCUGCCCGCCCCCUUGCUGCAGCCCCUGCAUAGUCUAGAGGUGCUGGACCUGAGCCACAACCUGCUGGUUGUCCUUCACCCUGGUGCCUUUGGCCACCUGCAUAAGCUGCGGGAGCUCAGCUUGCAGGAGAAUGUGCUGGCCACGGUGCCCGGAGACCUCUUUGCCUCCAGCCCUGCUCUCUACCGCUUGGAGCUUGACGGGAACCCCUGGAGCUGCGAUUGUUGCCUGCGAGGCUUGAAGCACUGGCUGGGCUCCUGGCAUUCCCAGGGACGGCUCCUCACGGUGUUUGUGCAGUGCCGCCAGCCCCCUGCUCUGGCUGGGAAGUACCUCGAUUACCUGGAGGACGCACAGCUGCUUCCUCCAGUCAAUGGCUCUUGCUCCACAGUGGUGUCCUCUCCUUCUCCUCUGGGGAGAAGCAACAGCAGCAUGAACCCCCCAGGGCUCGGGCAAGAGAAGCUAAGCUCCCUGCCCUCCACCUCAGCCAUGCAGCUAGUGGGCUCCCAGAAGAUGCUAGCUGUACUGCCUGAGAGAGGGAGAUGGGCAGCCGACACAAGCCCCACAACCUCAGUACCCAUCUUGCUGGUCAGCACCAGGCCAGCUGCUUUCCCUGGACCUGCUUGGCCUCGGCGGGCAGGGAAGCACCACUUGGUCUCCUCCGUGUCUGGCACUCCCCCGCUGGUCACUGAUCCCUGUGAGUUCAACAAGCUGUUUCUGCACAACCUGUCAGUGGAGGCAGUUGGCACGGGCACCGUGACAGUGCGCUGGGCGGUCCGGCAGCAUCGCAGCCCUCGCUUGCUGGGUCCUGUGCGCUUCCGGAUCCUCUUCGAUCGCUUCGGAGCUGCCGUCAAGUUUCAGCGCUUCAUUUACCUCCCGGAAUGGAGCGAGCCAGUGGCCACCCUGCAGGAGCUGCGCCCUGACACCCCCUACCUGGUUUGUGUGGAGGCUGUGAUCGGAGGCCGCGUCUGCCCAGUAGCACCCCGGGACCAUUGCGCAGGGCUGGUCACCUUGCCGGAGGAGGGGGCGGGUGGAGCUGCUGCAGUGGCUGGGGGUGCCCAGAGCUUGGACCAGCAGCUCCUUGUCCUGGUGCUGCUGGCGGUCAAUGCCCUGCUGCUCUUUCUGGCCCUGGCGGCUUGGGCCUCCCGCCUCGUACGGAAGAAGGUCCUGGGGUGCCGGCGUCGGAAGGCGGCUUCGCCAGUACACGUGCGGCAGAUGUAUUCGACUCGCCGGCCCCUCCGCUCCAUGGGCACAGGGGUCUCUGCUGACUUUUCGGGCUUCCAGUCCCACCGCCCACCCCGGAGCACCGUCUGUGCCUUGAGUGAGGCUGACCUGAUUGAGUUUCCUUGCGAGCGCUUCAUGGACAGUGGGGCAGGGGGGAGCAGCAGCGCCCGGCGUGGCGAGGAUCACCUGUUGCAGCGGUUUGCAGACUAGAGGCAAGGCCUAAAUCAAGCAGAGAGUGGUGAAGGUGCCUGAAUCACACGGUGCAUCCUGACAAGGUGGUUUAGCAAAGUCUGCCGAGUCUUGCUUGGCUUGGCUGUCUGCAGGCCUGCAGCUGUACAAAAAUGGUGCCUUGUCAGACACAUGGCGGAUGCCUCUAAAAUAAGGUAUGCUAAAAGAAGAAACAAACCAGUCAGUAAGGCUGCCCUGAAAUUACAGAUGGCUGCACAGGCUUGUGUGAUGAUACGUUCUCAUUUGGGGACCAAACCAAGUUACAGCAGGAUUCUGCCACUUUUUUUCAAAGUACUACCACUACUUCUUAGUAUAGGCAAGAGGCCAUUCAUGAACAACUACCAGUAUUAGAAAGCUUCCUUUGGGGCAGGUUUUAUACUUGUCCAGGCAUCAGUUGCCACACUGUCUAUUUAAAAACAAAAACACUGUAACCUGUGGAUCUAUCUCUGUACGAAUCCUUGUUCCUGGCCAGGGAAAGAACUAUGAUUAAGAGGAGCUAAGCAAAAAAGCUAGUCUGCAUCAGCCUUUCCCAACUGGUGGUCCCCAGGUCUUCUGGAGAGCAUUUCCCAGCCAUGCAGACUGUUGGCCUUGCUGUCUGGGGUUGGUGGGAGUCUAAAAGAUCUGCAGGGCAUCAGGCUGGGAAAGCUGGCCUGCAGGAACCCUUUCAGGAGGACUGGUUUAUGUGCCUCUUGGCCCUUUAACCUGUCUCUUUUGUCAUGUACUAUUCUAAGUACUAUUAUGUAUACCAGUUAGUGCAAGAUCAGGUCCUAGGGCUUCUGCGCAGGACAGUCAUUUUGCUUUAUUCCUGCUUGCACAGAAGACUUCUUACCUGUACCAGCACUCCAGGUAGAAGCAGUAACAUAAAUGGGCCUCACCCUUCAUGCCGCCUAAACAUGUGCGGCCCACGUCUGUCACUGCUGCCAUCACCAGGGAUACGCUGGCAUUGCUGGGCAUUAGUUGCAUAUAUUGGAACAACACAGAAAGCAGGGAGUAUUAACACGUUAUUCUUUCUGCAUGGAAGGCUGCUCUCAUGUAGGGGUAGCAUUGUCUAAACUGGUCCUGAGUGGAUGCAGAACGAAAGCCUUCGUGUCUGAUCUGCAGGCUGUUAAAAUCAAAAGCAUUUCAUAGAGUGACUUCAAUCAUCUUCGCCUCAGUCUUUAUUUAAGAUGAGCCAGUCUUACCACUCUUUUGUCAGAUAAUGUGAACAAAAUUUACAAUUGUGGCACAUGAACUGUUCUUGAGUUUUUAAUAUUAAACACAGAUUCUAAACAUUCAUCAAUUGGAUUCUAGUCUUUGACUAAAACAUUUCUUGUUCCAAGAGGUGCCUUGAAAAUGAAUGUUAACAUAUAAGUAAUUUGAAGAAGUUAGAAUGGUGCUUUCUAUACUGACCAGGGCUUUUUUUAAUUAAAAGAAUGUGAGAUAUUUUAAUGUGUGUUUAUAUAAGUAUGCAAAAAAUGAUGCAAUUAGUGUUGGUUUUGAAAAAUUGAAUUGCUGACACCACUAGGGAAAACAACUAACCCAAGUUUAUUAUAAUUUGUUUAGAAUGAAUUAUUUUUACAAUGGUCUUGAAUAAAUACUUUUUGGUACUUACACA
Messenger RNA from Varanus komodoensis (Komodo dragon), 3922 nucleotides. RefSeq names its product TLR4 interactor with leucine rich repeats (gene TRIL). The transcript has a single exon. NCBI's taxonomy places the organism in Eukaryota, Metazoa, Chordata, Lepidosauria, Squamata, Varanidae. Gene Ontology annotation, cellular component: extracellular matrix. The coding region runs from base 1 to 2310 and encodes 769 amino acids. The record is from RefSeq and is a predicted model, not a curated record. Gene Ontology annotation, molecular function: protein binding.